UCUGAUCUGUGCUGCUGAGGUUAAUGAUUUGCUGGUUAUCUCGUACUUAGUACGUGAGCGUGGAGUUUGGAGUCUGCCCUCCCCUCCCGAUAAAACAUAAUAGGAGAAGCUCGGACUCACUUUGCCUUUCUUUUUGGCCUUUUGGUGCCACUUCAGUCACCGGCUCCUCUUUUUUCUGUGUGUCGGUUUGAUUCACCUGGCUGCAGAAAGAGGAAACACGAUGUUGACCCUGGUUGUGCUCUUGCUUUGUGUAGCCCCCACACUCUCAGCUUCUGCUAAAGGUGUUGCUGCUGGAGUCCGACUGAACAACAACCAGCUGUACAAAUUCAGCUACAGCACCGAGGUACUGGUGGACAAGACCAGUGGCUCAAAAGAAGGCGGCGCUGGCUACAGGAUCUCAAGCGACGUGAAGGCCAACCUGGUCUGGAGAGAUCCGAGCAACAAGGACGAACAGCUGAUUCAGCUGGUGAUCUCGAACUUGAGGAUCGAGCCUGUGUCUCAGAGGUCAGAUAAGAAGAACGUCCUCCACGGAUCCACAACUGAGAGCGUUCUGGGGAAAACCAAACUAGAUGCUCUGACAAAACCCUUCAUGGUGCAUCUGAAAAAUGGAAAGACAAAAGCGUUUUACUCCUACAUGGAAGAACCUGCAACAAUCAAGAACCUAAAAAGAGGCCUGGCCAGCUUACUGCAUCUACAGGUCACUACUGGGAAGGUUGUAGAGAAUGAUGUUUCUGGAAGGUGCACAGUGGAGUACAGGGCAGUGAAAGGUCAAGUAACAAGAACCAAGCACCUGGAGACGUGUAAAACUGCAGAGACUGGAUUUACCACACACAGUAAGGUGUUGGGCGUGAGCAGGAAGUCCAGCUCUGUUACCGUGUUCACGCUGGAAGACGGAAUCGUCCACUCCGCUGUGGCUGAAGAGACGCACUCUCUGUUUGCUAACGCUCGCAGAUCCACUGCCGCCAAAGUCGUAUCCAGGCAAACCCUGACAUUUGUCGGCACGGAAGCUGGGCCGCUGGAGGCUGCUGGGAAGGAUGUCGCCGGGGUUGUCAAGUCAAUCGAUGCCAAACUGGCAGCUGUUGGUAUCAUGGCAGAGAAGGUCAAAUCCCAGUGUAAAGGGUGUCCAUCACUUUUCGAACAUUGGCAGGCUCAACAGAAGCAGCUGGAGCCAGAGAGCCUGUCCAAAGCCACGGCUCCUCGCAGCUUCCUGGCCCUCAUCCAGAGCAUUAGGAAAGCUUCCAAGGACGAGAUCCUCAAAGUGCUGAAAAGUGCCAGCAAGACAUCUCUACCCCAGGUGGUGGAUGCUGUGACCUCCUCCCAGACUCCUGCGUCUCUGGAUGCCAUGCUUGAGUUCCUCAACUUCACCGACGCCAAAGGUUCGGUUCUGCAGGAGAGGUUUCUCUACGCAUGCGGCUUUGCUUCACAUCCCAACGAGAAAAUGCUGCAGGCUCUGCUGGACAUUUCUAAAGGAAAGAUCGGCAGCAGCGAAAUCAAAGAAUCUGUGGUGAUCAUCAUGGGGGCCCUGGUCCAAAAGCUGUGCAAGAGUGGAGGGUGCGAAUUACCGACAGUAGCCCAGGUGAAGAAGAUGAUUUUAGACGGUCCCGAAUCCACAAAGGUUGAGUCCGAGGUUCAGAUGUACCUGCUGGCUCUUAAGAACUCUCUGCUCCCCGAGGCCAUUCCCAUAUUUAUCAAAUAUGCAGAGUCAGAGGUUGGCGCUUACAGCACCAUCGCCCUUACCGCCCUGCAGAAAUAUGAUGUCAGGCUCAUGACCACUGAGGUUAAACGGACGGUGAACAGGGUUUACCACCAGAAUCACAGAAUCUACGAGAAAAACGUGAGAGCCGCCGCCGCAGACGUCAUCCUCAGCAGCGAUCCCUCGUACAUGGAGGUCAAGAAUCUGCUUCUGUCCAUCGGAAACCUGCCCCAUGAAAUGAACAAGUACAUGGUGUCUAAGAUCCAGGACAUCCUCCGCUUUGAGAUGCCUGCCAGCAAAGUGAUUCGCAAAGCAAUGAAGGACAUGAUCGCUCAUAACUAUGACCGUUUUGCAAAGUUUGGAUCGUCGUCUGCUUUCUCAGGGUUCAUGGCACAAGCUGCUGAUGUGACUUCCACAUACAACUUGGACAUCCUGUAUUCAGGGUCGGGGGUCCUGAGGCGAAGCAACUUGAAUAUUUAUGGUGCUACUAAUGGAGCAACGCUACAUGGGCUGCAGGUGGCAAUCGAGGCCCAGGGUCUGGAGACACUGAUUGCUGCCACUCCUGAUGAGGGGGAAGAAGACCUGGAGUCAUUUUCUGGGAUGUCAGCUCUGCUGUUUGAUGUCCAGCUGCGGCCUGUCACGUUCUUCAAGGGUUACAGCGACCUCAUGUCCAAAAUGUUCUCCAUGACCGGAGACCCCAUCAAUGUCGUGAAGGGUCUAAUCCUGCUGUCUGAUCACUCCGAGGUCAUCCAGCUGCAGUCUGGUCUGAAGGCAAACGCUGAGUUUCAAGGAGGACUGGCCAUUGACAUUUCCGGGGGCAUGGAGAUCAGUCUGUGGUACAGGGAGUCCAAGACCAGUGUCAACAGCAGGGGAGCGUUAGCAUUCACUGGCAACGUCACUGUGGACAUGGACUUUCUGAGGGCGGGCGUGGAGGUCAGCUUUGAAACCGAGGCAUCGCUGGACUUCAUCACCACCGUCCAGUUCUCAGAAUACCCCUUCUUGAUCUGCAUUCAGAUGGACAAGAGCACCUUCCCAGUCAGGGAUUACAUGAACAAGUACGAGAGCCUGCCGUCAGGGAAGAGCGUCGUGUCGCGCAAGAGCAGAAAGCUGGUCAUCCCUGGCUCUGAAUUCCCUCUUCACCAGGAGAACUCAAACAUGUGCAAGAGAGUUUUCGGCUCCAGCUGGUAGAGAUGAGGCCGUGAACUGCCUGUAGGUUUUGUAAUAUAUUCAGGGACAGCUAUCGCACCUUGACUGCGACGGAGCAGGUAAAAGACUAAAGGAGGAAAAACGUGAAUGUUUUUUGUUUUUGUUUUUUUUGAACAACACAUGCAAUGUUUACAUUCUUGUGAGUAUUUAAGUAAUUUUAAUUCAACGUUUUGUUUCAAAUCAGGAAUUCUUGCGUUGUCUUUUUAUGGAUUUCUUUGAAAAUGUAUUUAUGAUGGGCACAUAUGUUUUAUUUGAAGUGUAAUACUCAGCAUGGAUAGAGCCACUGUAAUUUACCCCGACACAGUGAAGAGGAACAUGUCUGAACAUCCCUCUGGAAACACCAGAUGAAGUGAAUAGAAAUGCUCCUUUCUGUCAGCUUUCCCUUGUUGGAUAAUUAUGUUCAUAUGGACGACCAAUUUAUUGCUAUAUGUCACUUUAUCACUGUUGAAACACUUACGAACCAGGGUAUUGUCAUCAAUUAAUAACAUUUUUUUAUAAUCUCGUUGGCGAUUUUGGGGAGAAUUGUUCCUGCGAUAAGAUGAAAGCUCUGUGUGUUGUCUUUACUUUGUGCGUACAAGAUUUGAGAUGAAGAUCUAAUCUAAAAAAAAAAACUUAAUUUUUUUUUUUUUUUGUACCUGGAUGUAAUUGCUGUGCGUCUGAAAAUGUUUCACAGAACUCCUGUUUCCAUAUUUAGGAAUCUUUUAGAUCUGUAAUUGGCUGACAAUAAAUGUGCACUGGAGACUUUU
Molecule: messenger RNA, 3645 nt
Organism: Mugil cephalus (flathead mullet)
Lineage: Eukaryota; Metazoa; Chordata; Actinopteri; Mugiliformes; Mugilidae
Gene: mttp
Product: microsomal triglyceride transfer protein
Exons: 18
Coding region: 221-2881 (886 amino acids)
Biological process (GO): lipoprotein metabolic process; lipid transport; cholesterol homeostasis
Cellular component (GO): Golgi apparatus; basolateral plasma membrane; endoplasmic reticulum
Molecular function (GO): lipid binding
Source: RefSeq, a predicted model, not a curated record